Maniola jurtina (meadow brown) is the source of this 5178-nucleotide messenger RNA. RefSeq names its product NACHT and WD repeat domain-containing protein 2. The transcript is spliced from 33 exons. The record is from RefSeq and is a predicted model, not a curated record. Bases 72 to 5090 code for a protein of 1672 amino acids. Gene Ontology annotation, molecular function: protein binding. NCBI's taxonomy places the organism in Eukaryota, Metazoa, Arthropoda, Insecta, Lepidoptera, Nymphalidae.
UAUCGUAUUGUAAAUUUUAAAAAAUCGCAGUGUUUCGCUAAGGAGUUUUUUAUAACAAACUAAAAUAAACAAUGGACGACCGCACAGUGGACCUCAUCUUCACGGGCUCCUUGAAGCUGCUUCCACCAGUCAGCUCCAAGAUCGUGAGGAUAUUCACCAGUUCCACAUUCACAGAUACAACAAUGGAGAGAAAUACUCUUAUGGCAAAAUGUUAUCCCCGAAUCAAAGAUUAUUGUCGGGAGAAACAUGGGUUGGAGUUUCAGGUGGUAGAUAUGAGAUGGGGGGUCCGAGACGAAGCAACAGAUGACCACAUGACAACAGAGCUCUGUAUGAGAGAGAUCAAAAACUGCCAGCGUUUGUCCAUGGGACCUAACUUUGUGGUGUUCCUGGGACAGAAAUAUGGAUACAGACCAAUACCAACCUACGUGUUAUCAUCAGAGCUGCAGAUGUUAAGAGACGAGCUGGCGGCGGGAGGAGUGGACGUGAUUCUCUUGGAUACCUGGUACAAGAAGGACUCCAAUGCUGUGCCACCGGUGUCAGUACUGCAGCCCAUAUCUUCUAUACUGAUCAACUUUAAUAACAAGAGAGUGCCGAAACUACAAGCAGAGGACCAGGCGGUCUGGUGGGACACUCUCACCAAAAUGCAGAAGCUGUUCCGCAAAGCAUCCCUACAGCUUUACAAUGCUGGCAAAAUGGAUAAGGAUGCUAUGCAUAAUUACUUUAUGUCUGUAACUGAACGAGAAGUAAUCAACGGAGUACUAAACGUGAAGAACACUAAAAACCACUGUCUGGCCUACGUCCGGUACAUCAAUAACAUCAACCUCCAGAACCUGAAGAAGGCCAGCAACUUCGUGGACAUCCUCAACAGGAGCUUGGAUGCUGAGGCUUCUAAGCUUUUAGCCGAUUUGAGGGAUGUCCGAUUGCCUAAUAAGAUCGAGACUACAAAUAUACAAAAGUAUACAGUAGAGUGGAUAGGGCGGGAUGGAUUGGACAAUGAGACGCACGGCGAAUACCUCAACCAUUUCAUCACACAUUUCUAUAAAAACAUUAUAAAGCUGGUUGAUAGGGCAAUGCGUAAAGAAGACAGCAGUGCACAAGGACAGAUAGUGACAGAAAUACUGCAACAUCUGCAUGCUUGUAACAACUCUGUCAAGGUGUUCCAUGGAAGAGAAGAUGAUCUCAACUACAUUGAGAACUAUAUGCUAAAUGAUUCCGAUAAGCCACUGGUACUUUAUGGAGAAGGUGGUUGCGGAAAAACAAGUCUUUUAGCGAAGAGUUCUGCAAUGUCCCUCAAUACAUGGUUUGCAGAAGUGCGACCAACCAACAUCAUCAGAUUCCUCGGAACUACACCAGAUUCUAGCGCUCUUACACCUACACUUAUAUCUAUUUGUCAACAGAUAUCCUACAACUUUGCCCUCCCCUUCGAGGGCAUACCGGAUGACCUUGUUCCUCUCACAGCACACUUCAAGCAGCUCCUAACCAUGGCUUCACAGCAACAACCCUUACUGUUGUACCUGGACUCAGUAGACCAGCUCACUGGCAUCGGUACUGAGAACAAUAAGGUGUCUUGGCUACCAACUAGAUUACCACCGCAUUGUAAAAUCAUAGUAACUUGUGCAUGCGAGGAAGCCAACCCUGAAGUAUCAAAGGAGUACGAUGUUCUCCGAAGAAUGAUUGAUUCCGAAGAAAAUUUCCUGGAAGUUAAAGCUUUGGGCGAGGAGUUGGCUAUGCAAGUUUUGAAGCUUUGGAUGGCGUCGGCUGCACGAGAUCUGUCGAACUAUCAAUGGCGGCUGGUCUCCAAUGCUAUAGCCAGUUGUUCUUUGCCUAUCUUCGUCAAGCUGGUAUUUGCUGAGGUUUGCAGAUGGCGAAGUUACACAAAGCCUACCGAAACCCAUUUAGCUUCUACAGUCAUGGACUCAAUCAUGAUGCUGUUUGAGAGAAUCGAAAAACAGCAUGGCAGACUUCUCGUCUUCCACGCUCUAGCCUACAUCACCGCAGCCAGGAGUGGUCUCUCCGAAACCGAACUAGAAGAUUUGAUAUCCUUGGAUGACAAGGUUCUUGAUGACGUUUAUCAGUACCAUCUGCCUCCGGUUAGGAGGAUACCACCUUUACUUUGGACCAGGAUCCGUAAUGACCUUCCCAACUACCUGUCUGAGCGCGAAGCAGAUGGCGUCUCCGUGAUGAACUGGUACCAUCGCCAGUUCCGCGACACGGCACGCGAACGAUACUUCAAGAACAUGAACAUGGCCAUGUACUUCCACUCCAUGAUCGCUGACUACUACUUGGGUAUAUGGGGUGGUGGCACCCCCAAACCAUUCAAGUACACGGAGAUUCAACGCCAUAGAUUCAACCUGGCGGAUAGAGAAGGCGUAGCUGACAGAAAGGUGCCAUUACAGCCCUUGGUUUUCACAUCUGCUGAUGGGUCAUCUAAGAGAUAUAAUUUGCGGAAGUUUGGCGAGCUUCCCUUUCAUCUUGUACGAUCAAAGCGUUUCACAGACCUGUAUGCAGAAGUGCUGUUCAAUUAUGAGUGGCUUCAUGCUAAGCUAAAUUGCUGUCCAUUGCAAGCUGUGCUCGCUGAUUUUGAGGAUGCUAAGCAGCAUGUUAAUAAGGACGCUGUGAGAGAACUAAUGCUAGUGGCUGAUGCACUCCGUCUUGGGGGUGCAAUCCUAGGACAGUAUCCAGACAUGUUGGCUCCUCAGCUAGUAGGGAGACUGUUACCGGAGGCUCCUCACAAUCCUGCCGUGGCAUCGUUACUGAAGCAGUGUCAUGAUAAAGGGAAGAACCAUUGUGCUUUGUUGCCUUCGCACCAUUGUCUUCAUACACCUGGUGGUCCUUUGAAGUAUUCAUUAGAAGGUCAUCAGUUUGCGGUCUUCGGCAUUCGUCUCAGCUCGGACAAGCGCUACGUGGUCUCCAUAUCCAGCAGAGUUAUUUCCUGGGACCUCUCUACAUCCGACCUGGCUAGAGAUCUGUGCCCACAGCUGGAGGGUAUCAUGCAGAAUUUAGAACUUUCCCCGGAUAAUAAAUGGGCCGCUGCAGCUACCAAUAACUCUGUUUCGAUACUUCUAAACAUGUUGACUAGUGAAUAUAUUACUAUUGAAAAUCCAUUAGACGAAGGGGAAACGGUGAGAGGAGUAUAUGCACUGAACCAUCACUUCUUCAUCUACGGCCCCAACUCCUGGGUCCAGUACAGCAUGAGGGGAGAAAUUGAGGAUACGAAAUCUGCCCCUGACUGUGCUCCGUACGACGAUGUCACUUGGGAAAUUUUAUCAAUGGAGUUCCGAGAUCUAGAAAACCUAGUGGUGGUGAUGUGGAGCGGUGACCUUGAUGACGAUCGACUACUGGUGCACUUCUGCAAAGCCGGGGCCUGGCUCCAGCCCUUGAGGUGUCGAGGAGCUAUGACCCUCAACAAACACUGGAAUAGGAUUUACACUAGUGAUCCUGAAAGGGGAUAUCAGAUUUCCAUAUACGAAUUAAAUGAGGAACAAAUGUGUUGGGAUAAGGUAGAAGAGUUGAACCAUCGUGAAACGGAUACUGCUGAGGCAAUGCUGCAGUUGAAGAGGGGGAAAAAGGAUCGGAUGUUAUUAGCAACCACGACAUACAGUUUCGUUGUAUGGGACUUCAAUAACAUUAUACCAAGAGGUAAUCAUGACACAGGAAAGAAGAGAAAAGAAGAGGACGAAAAGAAAGAGGAAGAGGGAGAGGAAGAGAAGCAAGACACUGUACCAGAAAAGGAUUUGCGUUUGGAAGGAAUUGUUCUAAAAUUGCCACACACUAUCCGAAACAUAUCGACCAAGCAGACUUUGUCGAACUCUUUUAUGAUCAGCAACAAUAAUACUUAUGCAGUCGCUGGUGUCAGGAAGAACCUCUACGUAUGGAGUCUGGAAACAACAAAACUGAUCAAGAUCCUGGACGCCCAUUUUGGAAGGAUCGUCCAGUUGGAACCUCUCACUGUUGGAGCUUGGAACAACGUGAUCACCUCGUCUAUAGACAGGACUGUGAAGAUAUGGAAUAUUGAUAACAUAUUUGAACAAGUUCACAAAAUUGACAGACAGGAGUUGCCCAUUGAUUCUAUUAGUCUAGCAAGAGACCAACAAAUAGCAGUAACAGUGACGCGAAGCUGUUGGGGUCUGUGGGACACCAGCACAGGGAGACUCCUGGCGCAACUAGCUGAUGCUCCUCUUGGGGCCAUCGUCACCCAUGCUGUCAUCACUCCCACUGGAGAGAAUGUCAUCACUGCUGAGUCUGGGAACGUGGUUAUUUGGGAUACUCCUGAAAAACAGGUAGUGUUCAAGGAAGAGCAGAAGGGCGUGAAGCAACUCCUACUUCUAGAAGAUGGGACAAAGUUUAUCACAAUAUCGAUGGUGGUUGCUGCGGACAACGUAGAUAAUGUGGCUAUGGCUCAUAUAGUUGCUAGAACUAUUCCUGAUGGGGAAAGAAUCUACACAGUGGACUACGAAGUUCGAGGCACGGGCUACAGAGCAGCGGUAGUGUCAGCAGACGAGCACCACAUCGUAGCUCCAGGGGUGGAUAAGUCCUCCAGAGAGUGUCUACAUGUUUUCCAUGCUAGAACUGGUGCUAGGUUACAUAGGAUCCCCAUCAAGAACAGUGGCAUCAAAGACAUGCAGUCAAUAGUGGCUCUGCCUCACAAGCCACAUUGGGUCGCCGUGAUAGGCAACGAUAAAGCUGGUAUAUUGGAUAUCAAGACGAAGAGGCAUGUCAGGUUCGUUCCUCGCUGGAACGGGGCUUGCACACGGGAUGGUAAGACGGGGCUAUGCGCACCGUCGCGUGGAGGGCUGGACCUCAUCGAGCUGAAGCGAGGCGCAUCUGUGCAGCAGCUCAUAUCGCGAGCCGCGGAGGGCGUAUUCUCCAUCAUCACCAUGUUCAGCUCCACUGACGACUAUGUCUUCUACUACCACAGUGGUAGGAAGACGCUGAGAGUAUUCAGGACUCUGGAUGGUAAAGCAAUAGCGGAAUACAGGGCUCCAGCUGAAGUGACAGGGGUGGCGAGCGCUCACGGGGGCAAAGCCCUAGCUAUCGCCUCGCAGGACGGCUGCCUCACUGUGCUUAAUAUUGUAGACCCACAUGAGUAGGAAAUUAUAGUACAAUGCCCCGCAGACAACUUGAACAUUAAGGUGUAUGAGACAGGUCUGCCCGCGAAAUUCAAAAUUAUUUUGGUUU